Molecule: messenger RNA, 1254 nt
Organism: Necator americanus (New World hookworm)
Lineage: Eukaryota; Metazoa; Nematoda; Chromadorea; Rhabditida; Ancylostomatidae
Exons: 12
Coding region: 1-1254 (417 amino acids)
Source: RefSeq, a predicted model, not a curated record
AUGACAGGGAAAGCAGUAGAAGAUAUGAUUCGUUUUGAAAAUGACUGCCACUUCUCCCAGGUUGCAGGAUCCAAACCGUGUGGUGAUAAAGAUGAUCGAAAUCCUGGUGAUAACGAUGAGGCUACCCGCAACGAUCAGAUGAGGAAGUAUAGAUGGGGUAUUGAUCGUGUUUGUACCAUAGCGACGAAUAUACAUUGCGAUUUUCGCGCAUGGUAUCAUAUCGCAACGAAUUUUCGCUACCAAAAGUGCCCUGCUUCUUCGUCUGAGACCAAGAACCUUGAGAAUGAAAAAAAACGCUCAAUUACCGACUACAGAGCACUGACAGGAGUGGAUCCGUCAUCAAAUUCGCGACGAAACGUCCAAAGAAAGAACAAAUCAGAUAUUAUAAAACGUUACAUAAGGCAAAAGGAACAAUACCAGUCUGAGAACGCGACACGCAAUGCGAGCACUGCAACAACUGUGGAUAGUAUUGAUCGCAAAAGGACGUUUCCAGUUCAAAACUGGAAAAGGCCAAGUGUAUGCAAAAGAAAGUUCUGGACGGAAGUAAUAAUGGAAUAUCUAAAGAAACUCUGCAUUGACGAGCAGUUCAGGGGGCGAGAAAUUCUCUCGAAAUGCGAGCGCAAAAUUCCAGCAAAACACCGCAUUGAUUGUUGUUUGGACGAGGAUCUGUGCAGGGAUCGUCCAAAUACAGCGAAAAUGGGAUUUGUAUGUUCGCGUGAAGUUGCUAAAUUUUCUGCAUGUCCAGAAUUCCCCGCACCAGAUCCUGAGGAAACGGGUGUGAUUUUUCGAACAGUCAACAGAACUCAUUAUUACGUUGUCACAAGCGGGCCUAUAUCUAUGGAAGAUGCUAAGAAGAGAUGCGAAAAAAUUGCAUACCAACUAGCCAUAUUUAAAGAUAACGCACAAGAAAAACGUGCAGUAGAUGAAUACAAACACGAGCAGUGUGGGACCUGCUUCCGCGGCUACUGGGUAGCGAAUCGUGACGAAGUCGGGUGUUACACAAUGAACAGUUGUGCUCAUAGUCGAAUUGAGGACUGUGGAGUUCUAACACAAAAUGAAUACCGCGCUCCCCAACACCUCAAUUACGACAGGAAAACUUUCUCCAGGAAAUCCGACUGGGGGAUACCCUCGAAUGAGUGCGAGGCACUAUGGUUUGGGAGAGAACCUGGCAGCACUGGACGAGUGAAGGCAAGCUGCACCGGAAGAAUGGAUCAUGAGGCGAGGCUCUUCUACAAGAUAGAAGGAUAUAUAUGA